AAGCCCCUAGCCCCUGACAUUCUAGACGCCCCAACCUGCACGUACUCUUUCACCAUGUUGUAACCUCAUUUGAAUAUGUUUAAAACAGCCAAUUGUGUGUAGCUAUACAUUUGUGCCUCAUUUGAAUAUCGUGUAAAAUAGCCAAUUAUGUGUGACCAUGCUUAUGCGCCUCAUUUGAAUCCACCAAUCCCUGUAACCAUGCAUCUGCUUAUUGCAUGUAUACCCCUUAUGACCCAGAUGAUCCAGGACAAAUGACAAGCGUCUCCAUGUCCUUCAUCUGGCAGGCAGCACCAGAUAUCAGGGCUAAGCUACAGAGACUAGAGAAUUUACAAGGGUAUACAUUACAGGAUUUACUUAAGGAGUCAGAAAGAAUUUAUAACUAGAGAGAGACACAAGAAGAGAAGGAAGAUAGGGAACGUAGAGAAAAGGAUGAGAGAGACCGGAAAAGAAACAGAGAGUUGAGCCGAAUCUUGGCCGCCAGAGUACAGGGUCAAGAGAGAAAGGGAGAGAGGAUGGGAGCUCGAAAAGGACCAAAGCUGGAUAAGGAUCAAUGUGCCUACUGCAAAGAAAAAGGACACUGGGCCGUAGACUGCCCCAAGAAGCCUCGCGGGUCCCAGAAGCCUCAGCCGCGGACCUCCGUCUUGGCCCUAGAUGAGGAUUAGGGAGUUCAGGGCCAGGAGCCCCCCCCCCCCCCCCCCGAGCCCAGGAUAACUCUUGAAGUUGGGGGGCAGCCAGUCACCUUUCUAGUGGACACAGGAGCCCAGCAUUCAGUCCUCACCCAGGCCCCUGGACAACUCAGCGACCGGACGGCCUGGGUACAAGGAGCCACUGGCAGCAAGAGAUACCGUUGGACUACAGAUUGCUGGGUUCAGUUGGCUACUGGUAAGGUGACUCAUUUCUUUUUGCAUGUUCCGGAUUGCCCAUACCCUCUGCUGGGCCGUGACUUGCUUACCAAAUUAAAAGCUCAGAUCCAUUUUGAAGAAGGAGGGGCCCGAAUAACUGGCCCCCGCGGUACUCCUCUUCAGAUUUUAACCCUUCAGUUAGAAGAUGAAUAUAGACUGUAUGAACCAGAACAGGACAAGCCAAAAUCUUUAGAAUUAGACUCUUGGGUCACGAGAUUCCCAUUGGCCUGGGCAGAGACUGGCAGGAUGGGGUUGGCGCUCCAACAGCCCCCCCUAAUUAUCCAGUUAAAGGCCACCGCAACUCCUGUCUCCAUUAAACAGUACCCCAUGUCACAUGAAGCUUACCAAGGCAUAAGGCAACAUAUUAGAAGGCUCUUGGACCAAGACAUUCUAGUCCCCUGCCGGUCACCCUGGAAUAUGCCUCUGCUACCUGUUAAGAAGCCUGGCACUGGAGACUAUAGGCCAGUACAAGAUUUGAGAGAAGUCAACAAAAGAGUAGAGGAUAUUCACCCAACUGUCCCGAACCCUUAUAACUUACUCAGCACCCUGCCCUCAUACUCUUGCAGUACGGAGACGACCUCCUCCUAGCGGCCACCUCUGAAACAGCAUGCCUCCAGGGAACUGAAUCCCUCUUGCAGACUUUGGGAUGAUUGGGGUAUCGAGCCUCUGCCAAAAAGGCUCAGAUCUGCCAAACCCAGGUCACUUAUUUAGGAUACCAACUAAGGGACGGACAGCGAUAGCUGACCCCGGCUAGGAAACAGACCAUGGCCGGCAUCCCCGCUCUAAGAAAUGGCCGACAGCUGCGGGAAUUCUUAGGAAAGGCGGGAUUCUGUCGCCUCUGAAUUCCUGGGUUCGCCGAGAUGGCAGCCCCACUGUACCCGCUCACUAAACCGGGGGUACUCUUCCAAUGGGAAACGGAAUACCAGGAAGCAUUUGAUAACAUCAAGCGGGCCUUGCUGUCCUCCCCUGCCUUGGGUCUCCCAGACAUCACCAAGCCCUUUGAACUAUUUGUAGAUGAAAAACAAGGGUAUGCUAAGGGGGUCCUAACAUAAAGACUAGGACCCUGGAAGCGCCCGGUAGCCUACCUGUCUAAAAAAUUAGACCCUGUGGCCUCCGGUUGGCCACCAUGCCUGAGAAUGGUGGUAGCCAUUGCCGUCCUGACCAAAGACGCUGGGAAGUUGACCUUGGGACAGCCACUCAUCAUCCUGGCAUCCCAUGCAGUAGAGGCUUUAAUAAAACAGCCCCCUGACCGUUGGCUCUCUAACUCCCGUAUGAUCCACUACCAAGCCUUGCUACUGGAUGCAGAACGGGUCCAUUUUGGGCCCAUGGUCGCUCUCAACCCAGCCACUCUGCUUCCUUUGCCAGAGGAGGCAGAACAGCACGACUGCCUACAGAUCCUUGCAGAAGUACAUGGAACCAGGCCAGACUUAUUGGACCAACCUCUUCAGAACGCUGACCACACGUGGUACACCGAUGGUAGCAGCUGCUUGGUGAACGGGGAGUGAAAAGCUGGAGCCGCGGUCACUACGGAAGACAAAGUGAUCUGGGCGAGCGCCCUGCCUGCUGGUACCUCCGCACAACGGGCUGAACUCAUUGCCUUAACCCAGGCGCUCAAGAUGGCAGAGGGUAAGAGGCUAAAUGUAUACACGGACAGCCGUUACGCCUUCGCCACUGCACACAUCCACGGAGAGAUCUACCGGAGGAGGGGGCUGCUCACAUCUGAGGGUAAGGACAUUAAAAACAAGGCUGAAAUUCUGGCCCUCCUGGCAGCCCUGUUCCUACCCAAAAGACUGAGCAUUAUACAUUGCCCAGGACAUCAGAAAGGACACAGCCCCGAGGCACGGGGAAAUCAGCUAGCUGACGCCUCGGCGCGUGAGGCCGCCAUAGGCACCCAAGUUCUGUCCUUAAAUAACCAAGAUCAACCCACGUCUCCACAGCCAGAACAGACUGGUUGGCUCUAUACCAUGGAGGACAUAGAGCUCCUAAAGAAAAUGGGGGCCGUUUGGUUGCCUCAACUAAAGCGGUGGGUCUAUACAGGAAAAACAGUUAUGCCUACGAAGAUGACCUUUGAAUUAAUCUCCUACCUACAUAAAUUAACCCACCUGGGACUCAAAAAGAUGAAGACCCUCUUAAAACGAGAGGAGGUUGACACCUACCUCCUGGGUCGAGAUCAGGCCUUGCGGGAGGUGACUGAGAGCUGCAGGGCCUGUGCUCAGGUAAACCCAGGAAAAGCUAAGAAUGGACAAGGGGUCCGCCCCCGAGGACAUCAGCCUGGUACCCACUGGGAGAUUGAAAUCAAGCCAGGUAUAUACGGACACAAAUACCUCUUAGUGUUUGUAGACACUUUCUCCGGAUGGGUGGAGGCUUUCCCCACGAAACGUGAAACAGCCAAGGUGGUGACCAAGAAGCUCCUCGAAGAAAUCUUCCCCAGGUAUGGAAUGCCCCAAGUACUGGGGUCAGAUAACAGGCCUGCUUUCGUCUCCCAGCACAUCUUCAGGCCAUACAAAUCGUGCAGAGAGACAUCGGGAAACCUCUGGCAGUGGCCUACCAAGAUAGGCUUGAACAACCGACGGUACCACACCCGUUCCAGAUCGAAGACACCAUGUGGGUACGCAGACAUCAGACCAAGAAUCUCGAGCCACGGUGGAAAAGACCCUAUACAGUCCUCCUGACUACCCCGACAACCUUGAAGGUAGACGGAAUUUCGGCUUGGAUCCACGCGUCUCACGUCAAGGCAGCCCGACCUGAAGAAACGGCGGAUCACAACACCGCACCCCAGACAUGGAAGGUUCAACGCACUCAAAACCCCCUAAAGCUAAGACUCUCACGUUGUUACUCUUAACUAUCUUAUGGACCAGGGGUGGGGCGAGUCUGGGGGCUAGCCCUCACCAGGUAUAUAAUAUGUCCUGGAUAAUAACUAAUUUAGAGACUGGCUGGUCUCAAGUUUUGGCCAAUGGCAAACAUGCUGAAGGCACCUCGUGGCCCCCAUUGACUUUCGACCUUUGUCAGCUGGCUAAGGACUCCUGGGAGCAUACUGAGCGGACUCCCCACAACUCAUACCCACCCUGCAGACACUCUGACUGGUAUACAUGUCCCGGAGGUAAGAGGACACAGGAGUGCGGAGGUCCCGAAACCUUCUACUGCACUAAGUGGGGGUGUGAGACUUAUACUCGAGGAUGGUGGGAGACCAAGAAGGGAGACUUAGUGGUCUUCUCUCCUGAGACUCCAGGCGAAUCCCGAAUUACAGUGGAAUUCACGGAUCAAGGUAAAAGCACAGACUGGAAGGUGGGGUGUAGAUGGGGGAUACAGUUGUACACUCCUGGCCAGACUAACCCAGGACUUUUGUUCUCCCUCCAACUGGUGAGAGACCGGGUUAGACAGGAGAUUGGUCCUAACCCAGUCCUUGUGGACCAAAAGCCCCCUUCCUGACCAGCGCCGGCAUUGCCCCCGGUUGAACCCCUACCAUGGCUAAACACCACCCAGACCCCCGGGGACAUCUCAACCACCCCCUCCCCAACUAGGGGCCCCUCCAAACUGGCCCCCCAGUUGCCAGGAACGGGAGACUGGCUAAUCAACCUAGUGACCGGAGUAUACCUGGCACUCAAUUAUUUAGAACCUGACAAGACCCGGGAAUGCUGGCUGUGCCUGGUUUCUAGCCUGCCUUAUUACGAGGGCGUGGCAGUCAUGGGGAAUUAUACUAACCAGACCACAGCCCUGGCUAGCUGCACAACCCUCCCUAGCCACAAGUUGACAUUGCCGGAAGUCUCAGGGCAGGGACUCUGUAUAGGAACUAUACCCCCCCACUCAUCAGGUCCUCUGCGAUACCACCAGGAGGAUCCCCACCGGAAGCUACUACGUAGUAGCUCCUGCAGGCACUUAUUGGGCCUGUAACACCAGGCUGACACCUUGCAUCUCCGCCGCAAUCCUCAACAGAUCCUCCGACUAUUGUGUACUGGUAGAAAUCUGGCCUAAGGUCACCUACCAUGAGCCCGAGUACAUAUACUCUCAUUUUGAGGGGCUGACUCGAUUCAGGCGAGAACCCAUCACCAUGACCCUAACUCUAUUCCUAGGAGGGAUGGCUGCAGGUAUAGGGACGGGAACCACUGCCCUCAUCAAGACAGGUCACUUUCGUCAGCUACAGGCGGCCAUGAAUGCAGAUCUAAAAGCCAUUGAGGAAUCUGUGAGUGCAUUAGAAAAAUCCUUAACAUCUCUGUCUGAAGUAGUCUUACAAAAUAGAAGAGGGCUAGACAUGCUGUUCCUUCGCGAAGGAGGACUAUGUGCUGCUUUAAGAGAAGAAUGUUGUUUCUAUGCAGAUCAUACAGGACUAGUGAGAGUAAUAUGGCUAAGCUCCAAGAACGCUUGGCCCAAAGACAGAAGCUGUUUGAUUCCCAACAAGGCUGGUUCGAGGGGUGGUUUAACCGAUCCCCUUGGUUUGCUACCCUGAUGUCCACCUUGAUGGGACCCCUAAUUAUUCUCCUCCUAAUCCUCCUCUUUGGUCCCUGCAUCCUAAACAGAUUGGUACAGUUUAUGAAGGACAGUCUCUCAGUCAUUCAGACACUUGUCUUGACCCAACAAUACCAGAAGAUAAGACAACAAGAAGAGAUUCCUUAAGGCCCAGCUUGAGUAAAAGAUUUUACUCAAUGUUAAAAGAAAAUGGGGGGGGGGGGGCUGGGGAUUUAGCUCAGUGGUAGAGCGCUUACCUAGGAAGCUCAAGGCCCUGGGUUCGGUCCCCAGCUCCGAAAAAAAGAACAAAAAAAAAAAAAAAAAAAAAAAAGAAAAUGGGGGAAAGACCCCCCCCACCCCCAGAAGAAAAUGAGCUUCAGGUCCACAAAUAUAACGUAAAAGAAUAAGUCUUAAGAUCCACAGACUCAGUGCCGAAACAGGCCUGAACGAGCCCAGACACGCCCAGACACACGGGGCCGGGCCUGGGUCACCGUUAAAACCAACAGACCAUAAAAGGAAAGGAAUGCAGAACAAACCAGGAGUAUCGGAUCUGACUCACAGGCCAUCUGGCAGGAAGAGAUAGGCUCCUAGCCCCUGACAUUCUAGACGCCCCAACCUGCACGUACUCUUUUCACCAUGUUGUAACCUCAUUUGAAUAUGUUUAAAACAGCCAAUUGUGUGUAGCUAUACAUUUGUGCCUCAUUUGAAUAUCGUGUAAAAUAGCCAAUUAUGUGUGACCAUGCUUAUGCGCCUCAUUUGAAUCCACCAAUCCCCGUAACCAUACAUAUGCUUCUGUACGCCCGCUUCUGCUCCCCAGAACCCUAUAAAAACCCCAUGCUGGAGCUGCUCGGGGCGCAAGCCCUCCAAAGAGACUGUGUGCCUGCAGGUACCUGUGUUAUUCAAUAAACCCUCUUGCUGAUUGCA
Molecule: messenger RNA, 6269 nt
Organism: Rattus norvegicus (Norway rat)
Lineage: Eukaryota; Metazoa; Chordata; Mammalia; Rodentia; Muridae
Product: protein NYNRIN-like
Source: RefSeq, a predicted model, not a curated record